Cladocopium goreaui is the source of this 390-nucleotide messenger RNA. Lineage: Eukaryota; Dinophyceae; Suessiales; Symbiodiniaceae. The record is from the annotation of a GenBank genome assembly.
AUGCGCCCUGGUGCUUCGCGCCAGAAAACUGGGCGACCAUUGGCCAAUGGCAUCGUCACCCGGAUGAUGGAUUUUCAUGGCAGGAAGGUUGGCCUGAUUGGACUCGUGGAGAAGGAAUGGCUGGUCACUCUGGCGACCAUAGAUCCGUCCGAAGUGGACUAUGAGGACUUUGUUCCCUGCGCUCGGCGCUUGGCCAAACAGCUGAAGGAACAAGAACGCUUCUCGGACGAAGAAAAUACGCGUGUGCCGAACGACGAGUUGCUGGCCAACGAAGUGUCUGAGGUGGACGUGAUUUUGGCGGGCCAUGAUCAUCACUACGACGUGAAACCGGUUUGGAAACCCGGUGGAGCCGUGUUUUUUCAUGGGAAAAUGAUGGAAAAUGAGGGGUGA